Molecule: messenger RNA, 1192 nt
Organism: Trematosphaeria pertusa
Lineage: Eukaryota; Fungi; Ascomycota; Dothideomycetes; Pleosporales; Trematosphaeriaceae
Product: fructose-bisphosphate aldolase
Exons: 4
Coding region: 158-1024 (288 amino acids)
Biological process (GO): carbohydrate metabolic process
Molecular function (GO): zinc ion binding; aldehyde-lyase activity
Source: RefSeq, a predicted model, not a curated record
GUCGGAACCUGACAGGCCGCCAUUCCGGCGUUCCGCAUGCAUUCCGAACUUCUGAUAUCAUGCGAUUUUCUUUUUGCAAUUCCGCUGCCGUUACCACAACUCUUGCUUCCCACCCUCUACCGUUUCUAGGUUCCGUAACACUGUCCGACCACGCGCAAUGGCACCCUUAACGGACAAUCGCACGCUGCUUAUUCUGAAAGGUGCCGCACAGGGCAAAUAUGGUGUCCUUGCAGCAAUUGCCUAUAACAUUGAACAACUUACGGGUCUCGUCCGCGCCGCAGAAGCAAAGCGCUCACCCCUGAUCAUCCAGCUUUUCCCCUCAACCCUCAAACAACUUCCGACCCUAGCACACGCUGCGGCUGCCGCUGUGAAGUCUGCAUCUGUGCCUCUUUCGUUACAUAUCGACCAUGCGCAGGAUGUGGAGCACAUCCGCGAGAUUAUUGCCACGUUGCCAGUGGACUCGGUGAUGGUGGAUAUGUCACAUUUCGGGGAGAAAGACAAUCUAGAGAAGACGAGGAUCCUAGCGAAAGAGUGCCACGAUAGAGGAAUUGCGGUAGAAGCAGAGAGCGGCAGGAUAGAGGGAGGCGAGGACGGAAUUGCGGAUACAGGAGAUCUGGAAGCCUUAUUCACCUCGCCCGAAGAUGUCAACAACUUCGUCGCUGCCGGUAUCGACAUCCUCGCACCCUCAAUAGGCAACAUCCACGGCGAUUACGGUCCUUCAGGCCCCAAGCCCGGCCAGUUGCACUUUGAUCGUCUCGCCUCCAUCAACAAGCAAAUCAACAACCGCGUUCUCAUCGCACUACACGGCACGAACGACUUUCCACCGGAGGUGAUGAUGAAGUGCAUCGAAAACGGCGCCAUCAAGCUUAAUGUGAACAAGCUUUUACUGGAAGUCUGGAACGAGUUCCUGAGAAAGAACGCAGCGGCUAUGCCACUUGUGAAGUUGGUUGAUCAGGGUAUAGAGAUAUUGCAGAAAGAGACGGAGAAAUGGAUGGAUAUCUGUGGAAGCAGCGGGAAGGCGUAAGAAGUUUCACGACGAAUAUAGACGGUGCCAGCUAGGCAAAUGCAACGGACUUCAUUUCAAAUUCACUCUUCUAGAAGUCGCCCGGUCUUCUUCGGCGAUGCGCAGCUUCCCCGCCCAUGGCUUAACCGCAACAAGAGAAGUCCUACACAAUCAUCAGGUUCUUCUCAU